This is a messenger RNA of Hemisphaericaspora subhashii, 822 nucleotides long. RefSeq names its product mitochondrial 54S ribosomal protein uL22m. Lineage: Eukaryota; Fungi; Ascomycota; Pichiomycetes; Serinales; Debaryomycetaceae. The coding region runs from base 1 to 822 and encodes 273 amino acids. Gene Ontology annotation, molecular function: structural constituent of ribosome. Gene Ontology annotation, cellular component: ribosome; mitochondrial large ribosomal subunit. Gene Ontology annotation, biological process: translation; ribosome assembly. The transcript has a single exon. The record is from RefSeq and is a predicted model, not a curated record.
AUGACAUUUGGGUUCCAGUCCAGAGCCAUUUCAUACACUCCAAUAGCGCGUUCCAACAUAUUUGGUGGAUUAACUUCAACUGAAAGUCCAACCAAGAAAUCCGAAUUACCAGCUAAUGAACAAAUCCAAGAUGAUGAUGGGAAUUUGGACUUAUCAAAGAUUACAAAAGAGACAGAUAGUGAUUUAGUUGAAUUCAUGGCUAAGAAAUCCGCUGGGGCACAAAUCAAAUUGGAAGAUUAUAUUCAUCCAUUAAAACUUGCAUUAUAUAAUAACGUCGUUGCCGAACAUGGAUUUUAUAAAAAUGGACAAACAGUAAAACAUGAAAACAAGUAUUAUAAAUUGAAUUUAACUCCAAAGGAAAUUGAAAUCUUGGAACCUUCAAUAUAUCUUGAAUCAUAUAGAAUUAAAUCAUCAACCAAAAAAGCUACUCAAGUGAAUAGAUUUGUUAGACAAUAUGAUCUCAAAACCGCCAUUAAUCAAUUACAUUUCAAUCCCAAGAAGAUGUCUACCGAAUUAGAGAAAUUAUUAAAAAAAGGGUUGGAACAAGUUCGUGAAUUAGGAUUGGAUGAAAACAAGGUGUUUAUUCAACAAUUAUGGGCCGGUGAUGAUGGGCAAGCAAGAAAAAGAUUACAAUUUCAUGCCAAAGGUAGAGUUGGAUUUCUUAAACAUCGUUAUGUUCAUUUGAAAUGUAUUUUAAAGACUGAACAAACUAGAUUAAGACUUGAUUGGGAAAGGAAACAAAGACAUUUAGCUAAGAAACCAAAAACUGUCUUAAAUAAUGACCCAUUGAACUUUAAGGUUAGACCUAUUUAUAAAUGGUAA